AGUCCCUUUCCCAAGCCAAGAGAGGCUGCUCCCCCUCGCCAGAGACGCGGGAUUCAGGGAGGGCGCAGUCCCGUUGGAUUUGUUGGCCGAGACACCGGGAGCUGAGCCCAAGGGCUUGGUGGGGGCGUAGCAGGCGACCAGCGGAGGGACUCGCUGCAGACUGUUGGAGACCGGGAGCCGAGAACACUGCAGGCCGGGAUGGCUCAGUCGGCCCCUGCAAAGUCGCGCUGCUGGUUCGGGCGGAGCCCCGACUGCGAGAGGGAGGCGUAUGGCCCCUGCAGACCGAGCCUCCGAGGGGCCCAGGCUUGAGGGAGGACUCGUCGGCCCUCUACCCCCCUGGAAAGCGCACCCCUGGCUUAGCCAUGGCGAAGCUCGAGACACUGCCUGUGCGUGCCGACCCAGGCCGGGAUCCCCUCCUGGCCUUUGCCCCACGGCCCUCUGAGCUUGGGCCCCCAGACCCCCGCCUGGCCAUGAGCAGUGUGGGCAGCGGGGUGGCCCACGCCCAGGAGUUUGCCAUGAAGAGCGUGGGCACCCGCACAGGGGGUGGCAGCAGCCAGGGUGGUUUCCCUGGUCCCCGCGGCAGCGGCAGCGGCAGCGGGGCCGGCAGGGAGAGGCCAGGCCGCUACCCCUCAGAAGACAAGGCUCUCGCCAACUCCCUCUACCUCAAUGGCGAGCUGAGGGGCAGUGACCACACUGAUGUCUGCGGCAAUGUGGUGGGCAGCAGCGGGGGCAGCAGCAGCAGCGGUGGGAGCGACAAGGCCCCGCCACAGUACCGUGAGCCCAGCCACCCACCCAAGCUCCUGGCCACCUCUGGCAAGCUAGACCAGUGCUCAGAGCCGCUAGUUCGGCCAUCUGCCUUCAAGCCUGUUGUACCCAAGAAUUUCCACUCCAUGCAGAACUUGUGUCCCCCGCAGACCAACGGGACCCCCGAGGGACGACAGGGCCCUGGAGGCCUCAAGGGCGGACUGGACAAGUCUCGGACCAUGACCCCAGCGGGUGGGAGUGGGGGUGGCCUCUCAGACUCAGGCCGGAACUCACUCACAAGCCUGCCCACCUACAGCUCCAGCUAUAGCCAGCACCUGGCACCCCUCAGUGCCUCCACCAGCCACAUCAACCGCAUUGGCACUGCCAGCUAUGGGAGCGGCAGCAGCGGUGGGGGGUCGGGCUACCAGGACCUGGGGACCUCCGACAGCGGGCGGGCCUCCAGCAAGAGUGGGUCGUCAUCAUCCAUGGGGCGGCCAGGCCACCUGGGAUCCGGGGAGGGCGGCGGGGGAGGCCUGCCGUUUGCAGCCUGCUCACCGCCCUCUCCCAGUGCUGUGAUCCAGGAGCUGGAGGAGCGGCUGUGGGAGAAGGAGCAGGAGGUGGCAGCUCUGCGGCGAAGCCUGGAGCAGAGCGAGGCGGCUGUGGCCCAGGUCCUGGAGGAGCGGCAGAAGGCGUGGGAGCGGGAGCUGGCCGAGCUGCGGCAGGGCUGUAGCGGCAAGCUGCAGCAGGUGGCCCGCCGUGCCCAGCGCGCCCAGCAGGGCCUCCAGCUGCAGGUGCUGCGGCUGCAGCAGGACAAGAAGCAGCUGCAGGAGGAGACUGCCCGGCUGAUGCGGCAGCGGGAGGAGCUGGAAGACAAGGUGGCCGCCUGCCAGAAAGAACAGGCCGACUUCCUGCCCCGGAUGGAGGAAACCAAAUGGGAGGUGUGCCAGAAGGCCGGCGAGAUUUCCCUCCUGAAGCAGCAGCUGAAGGAUUCGCAGGCAGACGUCUCGCAGAAGCUGAGUGAGAUUGUGGGGCUGCGGUCGCAGCUGCGGGAGGGCCGGGCCUCGCUGCGGGAGAAGGAGGAGCAGCUGCUCAGCCUGAGGGACUCAUUCGGCAGCAAACAGGCCAGCCUGGAGCUGGGCGACGGCGAGCUGCCCGCGGCCUGCCUCAAGCCGCCGCUCACGCCCGUGGACCCGGCCGAGCCGCCCGAGGCGCUGGCCACUUGCGAGAGCGACGAGGCCAAGAUGCGCCGUCAGGCCGGAGUGGCCGCCGCCGCCUCCCUGGCCUCCGUGGACGGGGAGGCGGAUGCCGGCGGGGAGAACGGGACGCGGGCCCUGCGGCGGGAGGUGGGGCGGCUGCAGGCCGAGCUGGCGGCCGAGCGGCGCGCCCGGGAGCGCCAGGGCGCCAGCUUCGCCGAGGAGCGCCGCGUGUGGCUGGAGGAGAAGGAGAAGGUCAUCGAGUACCAGAAGCAGCUGCAGCUGAGCUACGUGGAGAUGUACCAGCGCAACCAGCAGCUGGAGCGGCGGCUGCGCGAGCGCGGGGCCGCGGGGGGCGCCAGCACGCCCACCCCGCCACAUGGCGAGGAGAAGAAAGCCUGGACCCCCUCCCGCCUCGAGCGCAUUGAGUCCACGGAGAUCUGAUCCACCGCCUGGGCACGCGGCCUUCCGACAAACGCCCUGUCGGGAGCCCGGGUCCCCAGGGUCCCCCUCCCGUCCAUCGCUCUUCCCUGUGUGCCCCAUAUCCCCAGACCAAAGAGGUUCUCGAAGCAGCUGUGACCAGGCUCUUCCCUGCCCCCCCGACCCCCCACCGGUGCCCUCCCAGCUCCAGCCCUGUCCCAGUGGCCUGCCCUCUUGGACCCUCCUUCCACAGGAGGGAAUGGGGGAGGGCAGAAUGAGCAGUGUUGAGGGCCCAGGCAGCAGGAGAGUGGCGCUCCCCUUCUUGGCACCCCUUGUUGGAGAGGGAGGUGGCAGGCCUGCUGUGCCAUGAGGUUGUCCCUGCCCCUCUGGGGGUCCGGGCCACUACUGUGGGUCCUCCUGUGUCCAGUGACACUCUCUGUGCUUACUUUUUAUGCCAGGGAGCCUGAAGGGGCGUGCACGGGGUCUGCCAGAGUGGACAGACCUUGGCCCUCCUUCCUGGGCAGAUUGGCAGGACAAAAGGGAGCAGAUGGCCUGCCUGUGGUGAGAGGGCUACCUGCCCAGCCUCUCCCCACUCCCAAGGUCUCUUGGGCUCAGGCCUCAGAGCCUGGCCUGGUCCUGAGUGUGUGUCCCUGUGUGUGUGUUGGGGGAGUGGAGGCUGGGGCUGGAAGCUCAACGCCCAGGGAAGAUCGGCCCUUCUGGCCACGAUCCCACAGGGCAACAGCCCCACCUGCUUGGCUGACCCCAUACCCAGGGCCCUGUCCAGCUCUAACGACAGCUAUUAAGUGCUGCCUGCCUCUUGGGCACUCCCUUCAUGGUGUCUGAGGCUAGAUGAGUGUCUGGGAUGUCUUCCUGUGUCUUGCCCGAUUCCAUCCCCCCCAGCCUCCUCUGCUUUCAUGCUCAGAACAUCCUCUUCCCAGGCUGCCUAUCUCCCCAAAUCUCACUUUUCUUCCAGUAGAAAAUCCUGUUUGACCUUUGGUGCACUGCCCACUUCUCAGCUCCACUGGCCCAAGUCUGAGCCUGAGGCCCUUGUUUUGGGGUUUGGGGAGGGUUGGAUGAUACUCCCCUUGAAGAACAAGGCGUACACAAGAGCAAGCAGUGAACUCUCGGCUCCCAGGGCCCUGAGGUGCCCCAGCAUUUGCCCAGGGUAGGCCUGGCAUGGCCAUCAGUCAGGGUUGGGACAGCUGAUGUCACUUCCUCCUCUUGGGGCCCUUUCAGAAUCCAUUUCCCUAAGACAGGAAGGGAAAAGCAAAUUUCUAAUUCACCAGCAAUAAAAAUGAGGAGGCUUGGCCCUCAGCCCUUGUAUUUCUCUUAAACUCUCUCUUCCUCCCACCCUCAAGAUUGAGUUUGGGGUGCAAGGUAGAGAGAGCUGACAACUACUGUGAGCAAAUUCCCCCAGCCCUGACCAGCCUCCUCCCACGACUGGUGACUGUUUAAUGUGCUGUGCGUCCCCCACAAAGACAGAAGUGCCCCUGCGCGUGGCCUCUUAGUUGUGUACAGCCCCUGCCGGGUGGUCGUCACCACGUCUCUGGGCUGGGGAGGAGGCCACCCUGGCGACCACUGCCUGUUCCCUUCACCCUUCACUGCACUUGCCCCAGAACCUGGGCCAGGGCCACAGGGUCUGGGAGAAGAGAAGGCAUUAGUAGGAAAAAAAAAAAAAUAGAAAAUAUGAGUCUCAGCUUUGAGAUGUCCACAAAAGAAAUUAUAUAAAUAUAUAUAUAUAUAUAUAAAUAUAUAUCUCUACCAUAUGUGAUGGAAAGACUUCGUUUUCCUUUCCCAAAGAAAUAAAACGGAG
Messenger RNA from Lepus europaeus (European hare), 4170 nucleotides. It is a transcript of the gene LZTS3, whose product is annotated as leucine zipper tumor suppressor family member 3. Gene Ontology annotation, biological process: regulation of dendritic spine morphogenesis. Gene Ontology annotation, cellular component: dendritic spine. NCBI's taxonomy places the organism in Eukaryota, Metazoa, Chordata, Mammalia, Lagomorpha, Leporidae. Bases 363 to 2381 code for a protein of 672 amino acids. The record is from RefSeq and is a predicted model, not a curated record. The transcript is spliced from 5 exons.